Messenger RNA from Glycine soja, 1214 nucleotides. RefSeq names its product nuclear transcription factor Y subunit B-4-like. Bases 100 to 516 code for a protein of 138 amino acids. Gene Ontology annotation, biological process: regulation of transcription by RNA polymerase II. Lineage: Eukaryota; Viridiplantae; Streptophyta; Magnoliopsida; Fabales; Fabaceae. Gene Ontology annotation, molecular function: DNA-binding transcription activator activity, RNA polymerase II-specific; protein heterodimerization activity; RNA polymerase II cis-regulatory region sequence-specific DNA binding. The transcript has a single exon. Gene Ontology annotation, cellular component: nucleus; CCAAT-binding factor complex. The record is from RefSeq and is a predicted model, not a curated record.
ACACAUGUGUAAUAUAAACAGAUAAUCUAUUUAAUUAAAACAUAUAAGUUUGUUCAUACAUCAAAAUCUAAGGUGUUUGUAAUCUGAUUUUAGGAAAUAAUGGAUCAGGAUGUGCAAGAUAGAGCGUUGCCGAUUGCAAAUGUGGGUCGAAUCAUGAAGCAAAUUCUUCCCCCCAGUGCAAAGAUCUCUAAAGAAGGGAAACAACUAAUGCAAGAGUGUGUGACAGAGUUCAUAAGUUUCGUGACUGGUGAGGCAUCUGACAAGUGUCACAAGGAGAAUCGCAAGACCGUUAAUGGGGAUGACAUCUGUUGGGCUCUAAGUUCCUUAGGGUUUGACAACUAUGCUGAGGCCAUUGGAAGGUACUUGCAUAUAUACAGGCAAGGUGAAAGGGAGAAAAUCAAUCACACCAAAAAGUAUGAAAACCCUCAGAACCAAACUCAAAUCAACCGUGCUCCACCACCACCACUACUUCUGUCUAGGGUUGAAAACCCUCCUCCUACAAAUCAAUCUGGAUGAAAGUAUAGUUUAUGUGUCUUUCCGAUGAAGAUUGAACAAGUUGAUGACAAGAAGAACGAACACUUCUAAUUUUGUUGGAUGUUGUGAGGUAAUUUUGCAACUAUACAUCUUGUCAAAUAAGCGGACUUCCCCUUCUAUCUUCUUUAAGUAGUGUAUCACUAAUGUAUUGAGCGGCUUCUGCAAUGUUGUAUAUUAUAAGGGCUUUAAGAGUAGUAGCUCUUAAUUUUCUACGAGAAUCAUUAAUAAAAAUGAUCCGGUUCAUCUGAGCAUAUCUAUAGAAGAUAAGUUAAACUGGGCAAGGCUGGUUUGCUGAAGGUAAUUACUUUGAAACGAAAUCCUGGGCUAAUUAUUUUUUUCCAUGAGGUUAUUGUGAAGAUUAUGGAACCGCAGAUUUCUUUUGUGAUCCUUACCAAAACAUGAUUUUCGUGUUCAAGACUAAAGUGGAAAUUUUAGUAAGAUAUAUAGGGUUUGUGAAUUUAGUUUCCAGCUAGAUCUAGCUUAUUAGUUACCACUUAACAUUUUCAUUCAUUUAAUUAGAAAUGGAUGUUCUUGACAAGAGAUCUUAUACACAAGGACUAGUAACUGAAUUCAACAAACCAAUAAUGGAAUCUAGUAACAGUGGUAACUGACAGCUAACAUAUGUAAUCCAAAUCUUGCAAAGUAUUGAAUUAGAUUGAAAGGACAAGUCAAUUCAUAAA